Arabidopsis thaliana (thale cress) is the source of this 1568-nucleotide messenger RNA. It is a transcript of the gene AHG1, whose product is annotated as Protein phosphatase 2C family protein. Lineage: Eukaryota; Viridiplantae; Streptophyta; Magnoliopsida; Brassicales; Brassicaceae. Gene Ontology annotation, molecular function: protein serine/threonine phosphatase activity; cation binding. The record is from RefSeq and is marked reviewed. The coding region runs from base 42 to 1292 and encodes 416 amino acids. The transcript is spliced from 4 exons.
AAGCGGUGCUCUCUUGAUCCACCGAAACGAAUUUUGAAAAGAUGACUGAAAUCUACAGAACAAUUUCAACCGGACGUGGAGACGACGUUUCUCCGACUAAAUGCCGUGAACGUCGUCGUCGGAGAAUUGAGAUGCGGAGACAAGCGGCGGUUUUCGGCGAACCUAGUUCGUCUAGGAAUCGUGAUCGGACGGACAUGGAAGUUUACUCAAGUUUUGACGUUCCAUUGAGGAAACAAGCUCGGAGGUCAGAGAUCGGUGGUCUUCCGGCGGAUAUCGGGGGCUUUUUGGCACCUCCGGCGGCAUCUUCUUGCCAAAAAUCGGAAGCGCCGGUGUGGAAGGGAGAAGAAACGGAGGAUGAGCCGUUGUACGGUAUAGUUUCGGUUAUGGGAAGAUCUCGUAAGAUGGAGGAUUCGGUUACUGUUAAACCGAAUUUGUGCAAACCGGAAGUUAACCGGCAAAGACCGGUUCAUUUCUUUGCGGUAUACGAUGGCCACGGCGGUUCUCAGGUGUCAACAUUGUGCAGCACGACUAUGCACACGUUUGUCAAGGAGGAGCUAGAGCAAAACCUCGAAGAGGAGGAAGAAGGAAGCGAAAACGAUGUCGUGGAGAGGAAAUGGCGGGGCGUGAUGAAACGGAGUUUCAAGAGGAUGGAUGAGAUGGCAACGAGUACAUGCGUGUGUGGGACUAGUGUGCCGUUGUGUAACUGUGAUCCGAGGGAGGCUGCGAUUUCGGGUUCAACGGCGGUCACUGCGGUUUUGACGCACGAUCAUAUUAUUGUAGCCAAUACUGGUGACUCACGUGCGGUGUUGUGUCGAAAUGGAAUGGCUAUUCCUCUGAGUAACGAUCACAAGCCGGAUAGACCAGACGAGCGUGCGAGGAUUGAAGCAGCUGGUGGUCGAGUUUUAGUAGUGGAUGGAGCUAGAGUUGAAGGAAUUCUAGCCACGUCCAGAGCCAUAGGGGACAGGUAUCUAAAACCAAUGGUAGCAUGGGAACCAGAAGUAACAUUCAUGAGAAGGGAAUCUGGAGAUGAAUGCUUAGUAUUAGCAAGCGAUGGGCUUUGGGAUGUACUCUCGAGUCAGCUAGCUUGUGACAUAGCUAGGUUUUGUCUCCGCGAAGAAACUCCCUCGAGCCUUGAUUUAAAUAGAAUGGCUCAAGAAGACGACAAUGACGGAGAACAAAAUCCUUCAAGGAGUGUAUUGGCUGCAACGUUGCUAACGCGGUUGGCUUUGGGUAGACAAAGCAGUGAUAAUAUAAGUGUGGUCGUCAUUGAUCUCAAGAAUAGCUCUCAGUAAAACUAGUUUUGGAUCCUUUUUUUGGUGGUUGUGCAAUUAAGUGGUUAAACCAAAGAAUAAGAUGUUGAUAUAGCGAUGAGCCUUAAUUAGUUUUAGGGUUUAGCGCCCGUCUUUGUUUUGUUAUGAAUUGGGGUUACCAAUACACAUUAACACCGGCGAAUGUGAAAGGAAAAGAGAGUUGUUUGGAUAUGGGCUACAAGGUUAUUUAGUGGUUUGGCCAUGGGCUAUUAAGGGUAUUUAGUGGUUUAAACAAUAAAAUAAAAGUUAACUUGAGAG